AUGGCGAUCCAAAAGAAGCACGGAAAAGGUCGUCUCGACAAGUGGUACAAGCUCGCCAAAGAAAAGGGCUAUCGCGCGCGUGCUGCCUUCAAGUUGAUCCAACUGAAUAAAAAGUAUAACUUUUUGGAAAAGAGCAAGGUCUUGAUUGAUCUUUGCGCCGCGCCAGGAUCAUGGUGUCAAGUCGCUUCCGAGGUUAUGCCCGCAAAUUCCCUCAUUGUCGGUGUCGAUCUCGCCCCAAUCAAGCCUAUCCCGCGAUGCAUCACCUUCCAGAGCGAUAUCACAACAGACAAGUGCCGAGCGACGCUGCGCCAGCACCUUAAGCAUCUCAAGUGCGAUACAGUCCUUCACGAUGGUGCGCCCAAUGUCGGAACUGCGUGGGUCCAGGAUGCCUUUACCCAGGCCGAACUUGUGCUGCAAUCCAUGAAACUGGCGACCGAGUUUUUGGUCGAAGGCGGAACUUUUGUCACCAAGGUUUUCAGAUCAAAAGACUACAACUCGCUGCUCUGGGUCUUCAACCAGCUCUUCACUAAAGUCGAGGCAACGAAGCCGCCAUCAUCUCGAAAUGUCUCAGCCGAAAUCUUCGUCGUCUGCCGUGGCUACAAGGCCCCAAAGCAUCUCGACCCCAAGUUCCUCGACGCCCGCAGCGUUUUCGCCGAGCUUGCAGACCCCACGCCCAACAACGAAGCAAAGGUGUUCAAACCCGAAGUGAAGAAGAGGAAGCGUGAGGGUUACGAGGAAGGAGAUUGGACACAGUUCAAGGAGGCUCCAGUAUCCGACUUCAUUCAUACUACUGAUCCCAUUGCCAUGCUUGGUGGCCUGAAUAAGCUGAGUUUCGAGCAAAAGCCCAACGGCGACAUUGCCAUCGCCACCAUCGACAAGCUUCCAGAAACCACAAAGGAAAUUAGAGACUGCUGCGCAGAUCUCAAGGUCUUAGGACGAGCCGACUUCAAGCGCCUUCUCCGCUGGCGACUUAAAGUACGCGAAAUUUUCGGCUUUGCGUCAAAGAAGGACAAGGCAGAGGAGGCCAAGGCUAAAGAAGCGCAAGAAGGCGAGGAAGUUGCCGAGAUUGAGUCUAUGGACGAAGAGAUGCAAAUCCAGGAAGAGUUGGAACGCCUGAAAGAGAAGGAUACAAAGGCGAAAAAGAAACAGCGUCGCGCGGAAAAUGAGCGAAGGCAGAAGGAGAUUACUCGGCUACAAAUGAACAUGGCCACACCGUUUGACAUUGGCUUGGAACAGGUCGGACCAACCGGCGAAGACGCCAUGUUUGGUUUGAAGGCCGUCGAUAAGGCUGGUGCUCUUAAUAAGAUUGCCAAAGGAAAGAUGGUGCAGAUUGUUGAGAAAGAAAAGCCGGAAGAGGUUGAAGAAGAACUUGAAACUGACGAAGAAGAAGACUAUCUCGAACGAGACCUAGACGCUAUGUAUGGCGAGUACGUCGAGCAAAGAUCUGCUCGCGAUGCCAAGUACCGGGCAAAACGCGCCAGGAAACAAGACGACGACGGAGAAUGGAACGGGUUCUCUGACGAGGACAAGGAACAAAGUGACGAUGAAGAGCUUGUACAAGACGUCGACAGUGACUGGAGCAGCGACGAACAGGAAGGGCCUCAAGAGCUAAUCACUGAUCUCGAUCGCGAUGGACAGUCCAAGCGAGGUCUUACCAAGCGUGCCGAGCGUUUCUUUGAUCAAGACAUUUUUAAGGGAAUCGAUGGGCUCGAUGACCUUGAGGAAGAUGACGACAGUGGCAUCGAUGUUGAAGGCGAUACCGAAAUGAAGGAGGAGUCGGCUACACCACCUUCUGCAUCAGAGAAGGCACUGUCAAUCCGAACAAACAAGAAGAGUGCCUCUCCUGCAGUAGCUUUUGAUGACGAGUCCUCUGAUGAGGACGAUGACAAAAUCGAAGAAGUCGCGCGCGACGAAACACAGUGGGAACAAGAUUCCAUGCCUAUGAAAAACGGCAAACCAGACAUCGAUAUCAUCACAGCAGAAGCCAUGACCCUCGCCCAUCAGAUGGCUACCGGUCAGAAAACAAAACACGACCUCCUGGAUGAAUCAUUCAACCGUUACUCACAUCGUGACGUCGACGGUCUUCCUGACUGGUUCCUCGACGACGAAAACAAACAUUCUAAGAUACAGCGCCCAACUUCAGCAGCCGCAGCCGCAGCCAUCAAAGAGAAGCUCCGCGCGCUGAACGCUCGCCCUAUUAAGAAGGUCCGUGAAGCACAGGCUCGCAAGAAGUUCAAGGCUGCCCAGCGCUUGGAGAAGCUCAAGAAAAAGUCUGCUCUCUUGGCAGACGAGGAGGGUAUGACAGAGAAGGAAAAGGCCCAGAGUAUUGCACGAUUAAUGUCGAGAGCGGCAAAGAAGAAGCCCAAGCAAAAGGUCAGUGUUGUUGUGGCCAGAGGAGGUAACAAGGGUAUCAAGAACCGACCAAAGGGCACCAAGGGUAAAUACAAGAUGGUUGAUGCUAGGUUGAAGAAGGAUGUUAGGGGCGAAAAGAGGGCAGCGAAGAGGAACAAAAAGAGGUAG
Molecule: messenger RNA, 2520 nt
Organism: Bipolaris oryzae ATCC 44560
Lineage: Eukaryota; Fungi; Ascomycota; Dothideomycetes; Pleosporales; Pleosporaceae
Exons: 3
Coding region: 1-2520 (839 amino acids)
Biological process (GO): maturation of 5.8S rRNA from tricistronic rRNA transcript (SSU-rRNA, 5.8S rRNA, LSU-rRNA); maturation of LSU-rRNA from tricistronic rRNA transcript (SSU-rRNA, 5.8S rRNA, LSU-rRNA); rRNA methylation
Cellular component (GO): preribosome, large subunit precursor; nucleolus; nucleus
Molecular function (GO): rRNA (guanine) methyltransferase activity; rRNA (uridine-2'-O-ribose)-methyltransferase activity
Source: RefSeq, a predicted model, not a curated record